AUGCGAACAAGUAAAAAUAUUAAUUUAAAUGUAAAAUCACAAAAUUUCCUAUUUCAUCUAUUGAUUGAAUUAUUCUUAUUUACUGAAUCAAUGAUUAGUCCAAUAACACAAAAGUUACAAAAUGCUGUCAUGGAUAUAACAUUUCUUCUUUUACAAAGACAACAUUCUCAUGAGAGCGUCACAAUACAACAACGACUAUAUCACAAAUUUCAAUUGCCUGAACUUCCAGAAAAGUUUCAUGAUCUAUUGACAGCUAUCGAUAUUAUCAAUACUUUGAUUGAUAAAAAUAAACAACAGCAACAAUAUCUUAAACGAUUUUUAGAACAAUCAUAUAAUAUUUUAGAUCGAAAUUUCCGAAUCACUGACGAUGACAUUCAAACUUCAAAUAAAUUUUUCGAUACAUUUGCUGAUCUACAACUAAUCAGUUUAAUGAAUGAACAUUCAUUAAUGAAUGAAUCAUUAUAUGAAUUUCUUUCUGCCUUACCAAAUGAAUCAAAGUCCUAUCCAGCAUUCUAUAAAAAUUAUCCAUUACUAUUGAAUGUACCACGCAAAUAUAUACAGAUUCGUGCUACAUUUUUCAGUCUAUUCAAUAUAUUUAUCAAAAAAACUAUAUCAACACUUGAUUUUAGUUUAUUACCAGGUCAAAGUAUUUUAGUAGAUUAUAUCAGAAUAGCCAAAAAUUAUUUAUUACAAACAUUAAAAUUUGAAUUACUCGAAGAAUCAUUAUCAAAAACCAAUUAUGGAACUAUUUCGAAACUAUCUGAAGUGAAAUUUGAUACAAUUAAAGCUAAUAAUCAUGAUAACGAAGGAAAUAAUACUAUGUUUAACCAAGCAUUUGAACAGCUACAUGAAGAUGCUCAUAUAAUAUUUCGAGCAAGCAAUGAACGUUUAUGGCAAGCAACAUAUCUUGAAAUGCAUAGUAUUGAUCAAGGUGGACCUUAUCGUGAUUCAAUAACAGCUAUUUGUUCUGAUAUAUGUAGCUCACGUUUACCAUUAUUUGUAUUAUGUCCAAAUGGACGAAUGAAUAAUGGACUAAAUCGUGAUUGUUGGAUUCCAAAUGUUUUUCCACCGAAUAAACCAAUUUCAAAUAAGUUUAAAAAACAAUAUCAAUUCAUUGGACAUUUGAUGGGUAUGGCUAUUCGUAAGAAACAUUAUUUGAAUGUAAAAUUCCCAAUUUUAUUAUGGAAACAAUUAGUAGGCGAAGAAAUAACUAUGAAAGAUAUUGAAGGAAUUGAUAUACAAAGUUUUGUAAUUGUUAAAGAAAUGGAAAUUGAUCUUGAACAAAAUCAAUCAAUUGAUAAUGAUAGUGAAAUUAAUUAUUUAUGUACUAGUAUUAUGAGUGAACUUCGAUUUGAUGUUAUCAGUUCAUCUGGACAAACUUAUGAACUAAUUCCUGGUGGUCAAGAUAUUUCUGUUACUCCAAGAAAUUUUCCAGAAUAUUGUGAACGUUAUCGUGAAUAUCGAUUGAAUGAAUUUCAUCGACCUAUUGAAUAUAUUCGACAAGGUUUAUGUAGUAUUAUUCCAUACAACUUUUUAACAUUGUUUACGGCGAAUGAACUUGAAGAAGCUAUAUGUGGAAAAGGUGAAAUUGAUGUGUUACUAUUGAAACGAAAUACUAUUUAUCGUGGUGAUUAUAACGAAAAUUCACCGCAUAUUCAACAAUUUUGGAUCGUUCUCAAUGAAAUGUUCAGUGAAUUACAAAAGAAAUUAUUUCUAAUAUUCGUUUGGGGACGAAGCACUUUGCCCAAGCUCGAUAAAGAUUUUACAUCAAAAUUUAUAAUUCAAACAAUUUCUUAUGAUAAUAAUCAUGAAAUAGAUCAAAUGCUUCCAAAUACUACAUAG
Molecule: messenger RNA, 1842 nt
Organism: Rotaria sordida
Lineage: Eukaryota; Metazoa; Rotifera; Eurotatoria; Philodinida; Philodinidae
Source: the annotation of a GenBank genome assembly